Copidosoma floridanum is the source of this 2182-nucleotide messenger RNA. Its product is annotated as myrosinase 1-like. Gene Ontology annotation, molecular function: beta-glucosidase activity. Gene Ontology annotation, biological process: carbohydrate metabolic process. NCBI's taxonomy places the organism in Eukaryota, Metazoa, Arthropoda, Insecta, Hymenoptera, Encyrtidae. The record is from RefSeq and is a predicted model, not a curated record.
ACAGCCUUUUAAAGUAAGUGUACGCUGCGAUAAACAGCCGAAGGUCGUUUCAAUUGUCGGCGCGCGACUGCAACAGCGCUAAACGAAACAGAGCGAGUGCGAAGCACCUACAGCCGGGUGGAAUUUCCUCCGUUUCGUUACUGUUACUUAUUACGUGGGGGCCACGAUGUGGUUCGUGUCCGAAGUGCUGACGAUCAACGCGCUCAGCGGUUUGUUCGGGCUGUUCCUCCAAGCCGACUACAGCACCCGCAUAACGCUCCACGCGGACGUCGAGGUUGUCGAGAACAACACGAGCACGCGGAACUUUGAAUUCCCAGCAGCUGCCGUGGAAACGAUCAAUGCCCUGGCGCGCAACCGAUUUCCCGACACUUUCCGGCUCGGAGCGGCCUCCUCGGCCUACCAGGUCGAGGGGGCGUACAACCGUUCCGGCAGGGGGCUGUCGGUGUGGGACUACUGGACCCACGAGCGCCCGAGUCUGAUCAGGGACGGGGGUAGCGGUGACGUCGCGUGCGACUCUUUCAACAAGUGGCCGGACGACGUCGGGCUCGUCAAGGACAUCGAGGCCAACGCUUACCGAUUUUCUUUGUCCUGGUCGCGAAUCCUCCCCAACGGCCUGUCCAACCUGGUGAGUCCCGACGGCGUCGGGUACUACAACGAGCUGAUAGACAAGCUCGUCCUCGAUGGUGUCGCGCCCAUGGUGACGAUCCACCACUUUGACGUUCCCCACAAGCUGCAGCUGCUCGGCGGCUGGACGAAUCCAAGGAUGAUCGACUACUUUGAGAGCUACGCCCGGCUGGCCUUUGCGUACUUCGGUGACAGGGUGAAGCUCUGGGUUACGAUAAACGAUCCCUGGGAGUUGUGCAAUCGGCAGCUGGGCGACCCGUACAGGCCGAUCUACAACGACAGCGGGAUCGGUAACUACCUGUGCGGCCAGCACGUGUUACUGGCGCACGCGCGAGCCUACAAUAUGUAUCGGAGCGAGUUCCAGAGGCUCCAGCGGGGCAAGGUGGGCAUAAGCCUCGGGGCACGAUGGUUCGAGCCGGAGGAUUACACGUCGCCGGAGGACGCGGAGGCGGCCGAGUUGAGCUUUCAGUUUGCCAACUACUGGUUCCUCCAGCCGCUGCUCGGCGAGAUGGGAAAUUACCCCGAGCCCGUGAGGCUCGCCGUCGAGCUGAGGAGCGCCCUCCAGGGCUACCGAUCUUCUCGGCUGCCCGCGCUCGACCGCCAGCAGAUCGAGCUCCUCAAGUCUAGUCUUGAUUUCCUCGGGUUGAGCUUCUUCACGACCUACUCGGUGCGAUCUAUCGCCACUGGUGCUCCGCCCGCUGCAUAUGAUUGUGGUAGUGCUGCUACACCCGGGGAGUCGUCCCUAGAGGCCGACAUGGCUGCGACUUGGCUGCCCUACGAGGACGCCUUCGGUGCUCACGAGGUCAAGAACACGGCGGGGAAUUUCGGCAAGUUGCUGAAGCGACUGAGCGACGACUACAUUUUGCCAAAGAUUUACAUAACUGCUAAUGGUUAUCCGGACUUUGGGGAGUCUUACGACGUGGACAGAGCAGUUUACCUGUACGACCACAUGGGCGAGCUGCUCGAGGCGAUGAAGUCUGGUCUUGAUGUUCGGGGUUACUUUGUUUGGUCCCUGAUGGACAGCUUCGAAUGGCAAGAUGGUUACAGCAAACGCUACGGCUUGUUUUCGGUUGACUUCAACGACGAGGGUCGUCCGAGGAGAGCAAAGUUGUCGGCAAACGUGAUUCGAUCGUUUUUUAAAUCGAAAAAACUUCCGGAAAAUUUUACAACUGCAUUACGAAGUGUGAAAGGUUGGUCGAUGGAUUAAUCGGAGCAAUAAAAGUAAACACAGAAUGUAUCUUUUGGCAUUAUUUAUUUUAGUUUACAGUAAUAAGGUGUAACGAUUUUGUUUCUUGUUGUACACAGUGGAAUAAAAAUAGUUGGUUCAACCAGUCAUACACUUCAUUUAUUUUCGUUAAACAUUAAUUUUUAAUACACUAUUUUAAUCACUUUGUUGACAAUGUAUUAUUUACAAUUGACUUAUCUUCAUUUUAUUCUAGCUAUUGAUAAUCAAAUACUGGUAACUUUGGGUUUCAUCAAGUAUUAACGUUAAAAAAAAAACAAAAAAAAAACCGUAUAAAAAAUGAACGAGAAUUAAAAAAACUCAAAAGUCGUACUU